Echinops telfairi (small Madagascar hedgehog) is the source of this 8963-nucleotide messenger RNA. RefSeq names its product potassium voltage-gated channel subfamily Q member 2 (gene KCNQ2). Gene Ontology annotation, cellular component: membrane. The transcript has 17 exons. Lineage: Eukaryota; Metazoa; Chordata; Mammalia; Afrosoricida; Tenrecidae. The annotation marks the transcript as partial. Gene Ontology annotation, biological process: potassium ion transport; transmembrane transport. The record is from RefSeq and is a predicted model, not a curated record. Gene Ontology annotation, molecular function: voltage-gated potassium channel activity.
AGGUUCUUGCUCGUCUUCUCCUGCCUGGUGCUCUCCGUGUUCUCCACCAUCAAGGAGUACGAGAAGAGCUCCGAGGGCGCCCUCUAUAUCCUGGAAAUUGUCACCAUCGUCGUGUUCGGCGUGGAGUACUUGGUGCGCAUCUGGGCGGCUGGCUGCUGCUGCCGCUACCGCGGCUGGCGUGGGCGCCUCAAGUUUGCUAGGAAGCCCUUCUGCGUGAUAGACAUCAUGGUCCUGAUCGCCUCCAUCGCGGUGCUGGCCGCCGGCUCCCAGGGCAACGUCUUCGCCACGUCAGCGCUGCGCAGCCUGCGCUUCCUGCAGAUCCUGCGGAUGAUCCGCAUGGACCGCAGGGGCGGCACUUGGAAGCUGCUGGGCUCGGUGGUCUACGCCCACAGCAAGGAGCUGGUCACUGCCUGGUACAUUGGCUUCCUCUGCCUCAUCCUGGCCUCCUUCCUGGUGUACCUGGCGGAGAAGGGCGAGAAUGACCACUUUGACACCUACGCGGAUGCACUCUGGUGGGGUCUGAUCACCUUGACAACCAUUGGCUAUGGGGACAAGUACCCCCAGACCUGGAACGGGAGGCUCCUGGCGGCCACGUUCACCCUCAUCGGAGUCUCCUUCUUCGCUCUCCCUGCGGGCAUCUUGGGCUCUGGCUUUGCCCUGAAGGUUCAGGAGCAGCACCGGCAGAAGCACUUUGAGAAGCGGCGGAACCCCGCGGCCGGCCUGAUCCAGUCUGCCUGGAGGUUCUACGCCACCAACCUCUCGCGGACAGACCUGCACUCCACCUGGCAGUACUACGAGCGCACCAUGACUGUGCCUAUGUACAGCUCUCAAACCCAAACCUACGGGGCCUCCAGGCUCAUCCCGCCUCUGAACCAGCUGGAGCUGUUGCGGAACCUCAAGAGCAAAUCGGGCCUCGCCUUCAGGAAGGAGCCUCAGCCGGAGCUGUCGCCCAGAGGCGGCCCGAGCAGAGAGUCCCUGUGCGGAUGCUGCCCUGGACACUCUAGCAGUCAGAAGGUCAGUUUGAAAGACCGUGUCUUCUCCAGCCCCCGAGGCAUGGCUGCCAAGGGGAAGGGGUCCCCUCAGGCCCCGACGGUGCGGCGGUCGCCCAGCGCUGACCAGAGCCUGGAGGACAGUCCCAGCAAGGUGCCCAAGAGCUGGAGCUUCGGUGACCGCAGCCGGGCACGGCAGGCCUUCCGCAUUAAGGGUGCGGCUUCCAGGCAGAACUCCGAAGACCGUGUGUCCUUCCACCCAGAAGCCAGCCUUCCUGGGGAGGACGCUGUGGAGGACAACAAGAGCUGCAACUGUGAGUUCGUCACCGAGGACCUGACCCCCGGGCUCAAAGUCAGCAUCCGAGCUGUGUGUGUCAUGCGGUUCCUCGUGUCCAAGCGGAAGUUCAAGGAGAGCCUUCGGCCCUACGAUGUGAUGGAUGUCAUCGAGCAGUACUCUGCCGGUCACCUCGACAUGCUGUCCCGCAUCAAGAACCUGCAGUCCAGGAUAGAUAUGAUUGUGGGUCCCCCGCCCCCUUCAACUCCCCGGCACAAGAAGUACCCCACCAAAGGACCCACGGGCCCUCCGAGAGAGUCGCCCCAGUACUCUCCUAGAGUGGACCAGAUUGUGGGCCGAGGCCCGCCCAUCACAGACAAGGACCGAACCAAGGGCCCCACCGAGGCGGAGCUGCCCGAGGACCCCAGCAUGAUGGGGCGGCUGGGCAAAGUGGAGAAGCAGGUGCUGUCCAUGGAGAAGAAGCUGGACUUCCUGGUGAACAUCUACAUGCAGCGCAUGGGCAUCGCGCCCACAGAGACGGAGGCUUACUUUGGCGCCAAGGAGCCGGAGCCCGCGCCGCCCUACCACAGCCCGGAGGACAGCCGGGAGCAGCUGGGCAGGAACGGCUGCGUCAUCAAGGUGGUGCGCUCUACCAGCUCCGGGGGCCAGAAGAGCUUUGCCGCGCCGCCCGCGCACUGCCCGCCUUCCACCUCGUGGCAGUCGCAGGGCUGCCCGCGCCAGGGCCCGGGCUCCUCGCCCGUGGGCGACCCCGGGGCGCUGGUGCGCAUCCCGCCGCCGCCCGCGCACGAGCGCUCGCUGUCCGCGCACAGCGGGGGCCACCGGGCCAGCGCCGAGUUCCUGCGCUGCGAGGGCUCGGCCAGGCCCGCCGAGGGCGGCCUGCGGGACAGCGACACGUCCAUCUCCAUCCCCUCGGUGGACCACGAGGAGUUGGAGCGCUCCUUCAGCGGCUUCAGCAUCUCCCAGUCCAGGGAGCAGCUGGACACGCUGGGCGGGGGCUAUGUGGCGGUGGCGCCCUGCGCCAAGGUGCGGCCCUACAUCGCCGAGGGCGAGUCGGACACGGAUUCCGACCUCUGCACCCCGUGCGGGCCGCCGCCGCGCUCAGCCACGGGCGAGGGCCCCUUUGGCGACGUCGGCUGGGCCGGCUCCCGGAAGUGAGGCUCUGCGGCCGGACACCGCCCCGAGGGGGCUCGCUGCGAAGCUUCCAGGAGGACCCGUUUCUUAGUCCGAGAGGCACGGGUGGCCACCCUGCUGGGGUCCAGCUUCAGUGGGGCCCGGGCAUGGAGGGGGCCGGGCACUACCCAGCGUGGCCUUCGGCUUUCCAGUUCAGCCCCAGGUCUGAGGGCCAGGGAAGCCCAGCAUUAGAGGCACGCCUUGCUGGGGCUGGGAGCAGCCUCGGGUGGGGAGCAGUGGUCGAUGGCUAUCCAGAGGCACAGCGUGGGUGCCCACGCUGAGUGGCCUGGGGCUGUGAGCCCCUGCGCAGGGAUUAGCCUGUGUGUCCCCCCAGCCCUGCUCUUCCUGUUGUGCUUAGGUCAGCUUCCCACCAGUCCAUCAGCCAGUCAGCACCUUCUAUGCCCCUCCUGUCCCCAAGAGGUCCAUGGUGGAAGCUGCCGGAGUCUGUGGUCCUGGAGCAGAGGAGGCCCAGCCUGGAGGACCAGGGCUGCUCUGACCUGUGUCUCACCCCACCCCACCCACACCCCCUCCCUGGUUUUCUGCCUGCUUGCCUAUGUGCAGCUGGCUCCACAGGCGCUGGCGAGAGUGGCACUGGGGAAGAGGGGCAGGCACCCCCUUGGUCCACUCUUUUCUCUGCUGCUUGGAGCAGGGGUUAAGGAGUGCCCAGAGCCUGGAUGGAGAGCCCCCAGCAGGCGAUCGUAGGGGUGGGUGAGGAGCUUCCCAGUGCCAGGUGGUCUGGUGGGACCCUUCUGUCCCACUGGACCAGGCCGUGGACAGCCGUUCUCACCCAUCUGCUCCCAUAGAUGCCUGGCAGGACGGGAGUGGGAACUCAGAGCCAGGCUGGGGGCUAGGCCAGCCUUUCCCUCCAAGACAGGCUGCUGCCUCCCUCCAUUCUCUGGCCCAGGCCUGGCUGUGACUGCCAGUGCCACAGGAAGGCCCACUCACCGCCCCUCCCCCAAACCUUGUACUUUAGCCUGGGAGUCAGGACACACCCAGAGCCCCCACUUGGGGCGGUGGGGCCUGUAGGGCUGUGAUGGGUGAGGUUGAGGUGUCAGGUUGAAGUCAGCGCCCCCCCUCCCCCCGCCCACACACAGAGAAGCACAUGCUGAUUCUCAGAAGGUCUGGUUUAGGUCUAAUUUGAGUUUGAGGAAGGACUUCCUUGUGCUGUGCUCCUAUACUGGACACACGGCCCCUGGCCCCACAGCUAGAGGAGAGCCUGUGGGGGAGGACAGUCCCUGCUCCAUAACAGGAGGAGGCCCCCUGGUCCCGUGGUGGUAGGAUGGUUGAGACUAGAGGACAGCCUGUGGUCUUGUGGAUAACCGUGGUGGAGGCUCCUGCCCACUGAGGAGGGACUGAAAACAGCUGCAAGGAGUUGCUGACCUGGCUGGGGGGGCGGGAGGGGGGCGCUGGACACUCAGCACCUGUGUGAAGCAGGCAGUGGUGGACAGCUGCAGCCCCAGGCUGUCAGAAACCCUGGGUCCUACCCUGUCCUACCACGGGACACCUCAGUUGGCUUUCCCAGGAGCACUGAUGAUCUCUGGCACAUGGAGCCAGUACAGUGGGGAUAGGACCUCUGCAAUUCCCCCCCACCCCUAGUUCACAAGGGCAGUGGUUCCACCCUGCGGUGGGAGCCACAAUGCGGACACCACCCACUGCCCUCUGGCUGCUGGCAACCUGGGCUGGGUUGCCUCUCAGAGGCUCUCGGCAGGGGUGCCUGUGUGCUCUCUGUCACCCCCUGGCUCCAGGAUCCUGGAAGGUUGUGUAGACAGGAAUCUGACCACAUGCUCCCUCUCUCCCUCCCUUGUGCUGUGUUUCCCUGUGGCCGGCAAAGCCCCUGCCCCUAGUCUGCAGAGCUGCCAGGCAGACACGUGUCACACAGAGCUGCCGGGCCACCAGGGCCUGGGUCCUAAGGCACUGGUGCAGGAUGGUGCCCGGCCAGGCCAGGCAGGUCUCACCUAGGCACAGCCUGUCCAUCUGCAUUUGCACUAAAGGGAGGUCUUAGUGGCCUUCAUCAGCCCUGGGCCCUGGAGAGAGGGCUGUGAUACUCCCUGUUUGACACUUCCUGUUCCGGAUGGCCUGGGGCUGUAGGGAAGGAGAGGGGAGGGAAAGAGGGUUCUCCCCUGCACUCCUGGGUACUCCCCCCGCCCCCCACUCCAGAGAGGAGAAGGGAGAGGCUGGAGGCUUCAGGCAGGUGUUUAAACUCCUGUGUGCAUGUGUGUGUGACAUGAGUGUGCCUGUCUUUGUGACUGUUGUGUGGCUGAGUCCAGGAACUCCCAUGAUAAACCUGGCUCCUCCAGGCAAGUGCAUUUGUUGAGCAUGCCUCUCUCAUGCUCUGUUCACAUACACACAAGGACACAGUCACACUACUGCACACAGGCCAAAACACAUGUAGAUACAGGCAUAUACACAUACACUCAUGAGGGUGCACCUCUAUGCACAUGACAGCCACACAAGUACACAUGUGUGCACACACAGGCUGCAACCCUGCACACAUGCCAGAACACACAUGCGUAUAUGGGAGUGUACCCCAAAACACACGCCAAAAUACACACAACUGUACAUGUGUACACAUGAGGAUGCAUGUCUGCAGACAUGCCAAUGCGCAUGGUGCACAUCACACGCAACACACGUGUACACAUGCCAAAACACAUAUACACACAUGAGGGUGUAGCCUGCACACAGACAACUAUAUACACCCUUACACAUGCCCAUUCAUAUGCACACUUGAGUGCACACCCUUGCAUGCAUGCCAACACAUACACAUAUCUGCACACACUGUGCCCAGUGGAUGUGCACGUUCCUGACUUGGACAGGCCUGGUCUCUGCUGCUCCUGCUCUGUCAGCUGUCAGCUGCCGGGGGUGGAGCCCAGGAGUGCCUUCCUGAUUCCAGCAGUUGCAGAUGGCACUGGAAUGUCGGCCCGUGGUGGUGUCUUGGCUGCCAGGGGAGGGUCGAUCUGGCUACACAGGCCCCUUGGCAGUGCAGGGAGGCUUCCUGCAGGUGGGGCUCCCUGGCCUGCCUGGGUCCUGGCUGCCCUGGUCACUGCAGGGCCCCUCCACACCCGGCAUUUUUAUGGCCCAUCAGUUUCCUCUGUCCCCACUGGACACCCUCCCACACAGGGCGCCCGACCUUGCCCCCUCACCCCCUCCGCCCACAGAGUGCUCAUCUGCACACACACACCCCUGCUGUGGGGGCAGGGGUGAUGAAAACCCUGGAAUCUUUCUCACAAGCUCGGGUGAGCCACCCCCACCCUGCGCCCAAGGCAGCCAACCGAAAGGAGGACCUAAGCGGGAGUCCGAGAUGGACGGGCCUCCUGCCCCUCCCCUCCCCCCAGCCGUGUCCAGGGACAGGGGACCCGAGGGAUCUGAGCCAAGGCACUCUCUCGGGGCCUAGUGUGGAGUGUAAGUAGAGCCAGAAAAGGCUCCCAGGGCUCGCAAUGCAAAAUCACGGACUUUAAACCCUCUGGCUUCACAGCAAGGUAUGCGGCAGGCCAGGCGGGGCGAGGGCCACCCUGCAGGGAGAACUGAUGUCUGUCCUCCACUCCCAGGCCCUUUCCCUUCCCCAGGUCACCUGAGUGCUAGGAGGGUGGGAGGGAGCCUGGAGAGCCCGCUGGAGUGGCUAUUGAAAGCCAGCUCCCCUCCCCUUGCUCUCAGGUGUGCCUCCACCUGGACCCUAGCCAAGUGCCAGGAGGGAUGGCUCAGGUCCAGGAGACCAGGGGGCCCAGCCCCCAGAAGCCCAGCAGGGUCAGGUUGUUGCUGCCUUGGGGCAUUCUGUUGGGUAAGGCUAGUAGCAGGCCCUGGGGCAGGCGGGGAGGUGUGAGUUGAAACGCUGAGAGAAGGUUCUGGAACAGGCGAAGUGGGCAAGUGGUCCUUGGGAGGAAGGUCCCUUCUGGAAACAUAAUGGUGCCUGAGUGGCUCCAGGGGGCGUCGAGGAGCUUGCCUGGGGCCCUCACGCGGUCCCCACCCAUGAGGAGGGUGCGUGCCUGACCCCGAUGCUGCCCCAGAGCCCAGGGCAGGUCAGCCUCCUCCAGGGGUCCAUGGACUGAGCUCGGGUCCCGCUCCGUCGGGCUCUGGCGACGUUGUUGCCUUAACGCACACUGAUGGAGACCUGCAGGUCCCCUCAGGCUGCGUCUGUCCUGCCGGGCAGAGGCUGGCCAGCAUGUCCCCCGGUGUCUGAGCAGCACAGACACCAGCUCUGCACCCUCGUGGGCCGCCCAGAUGGGCGGGGCCUCGAGGGGCCCACACACCUUGACACACAGACUGCCUACCUGGUGUCUUGCUGGGAACACCUGCCUGAGAUAGCCCUGGCUCCACAGGGGUGUGCACCCAGUGCACGUGUGUCCUUGCCCCGCCUCCACGUGUCCACAGCCUGGUCAUCCCCCCCUCCCCAUCUGCGCUGUUUGCUUGGCUGCUCUGCCCUUUUGUCCCUGCUUCAGAGCCCUCAGUGCACGCCUUCCUCCUGCGCACACUCCCUGCGUGUGGAGCCCCGCCCACCAGCCUCGGAGCAGGCCUCUGUCCCACUGCCCCUCUGCACCCGCCCAUAUUCUAGGGAUUGAGGCCCAGGGGUGAACUCUCGUUUUGUAACCUCACCCAAGUCACUGUGGGGCCAUCUGGGGGAGUGGGGCGCGGGCCGGCUCAGGGCAUGUGGACGUGGUGUUCUGUGUGGGACAUGCUGGGAGGCUGUGUCCUGUGCCCUUAGUAAACACAGUGACUCCAUCGGGGUGUAGCCUACUACUCACUGUCACGCCGCCUCAGGGCCGUGGGGGGGAGGUGGGUGGCCUGGGACCCUGUUAAAACAGCAGGUGCUACUCCCUUCGUGUGGGGGUGCUGGCAGGGCCCCCACUAUCAGCCUGAGCUCCGGAGGUGGAUUGCUUCAGGGCCCCAGCCUCUGGUGGCCCCAGGCAUUCCAUGGCUCGUGGCAGCACCCGGCCUCCGUCUCCCCAGGUCUCUCCUCUGUGUGUCUCUUAGAAGGACACUGUGCAUGGACUUAAGGCCUGCCUGGGGAAUCUGGGAGAACCUCACUUCGAGGCUCAACUGACAUCUGUAAAGACAACUCCCCCUUUCCCAAACUAGGCCCACUCACAGCCCUCGGACCCUCAUUCCAGCCAGCAGAAAGGGGCUUUCAGGGGAAAGGGAGCACAGGGCCCCUGCACAUGCCCCUUGGCUUGAAGGGAGCCACACCCAAGGCGACAGGAACUUGUACCAUCCUGGCAGCUGGCCCAGGUGCCCGAUUAACCUGGCCACAUCUGGGCUCUCGCGCGCCCCCUCCCUCCACCUGCCUAGUAUGGGUUGAGGUGCCUCCCAACAGUGUGCCCUGCAAACCCUAACCCCGCCCCUGUGGGCAGGAGCCUGGCAGUGCCCUUGCUGGGCACUCGGCUGCCGGGCUAAGGACUGAGAGCAAGCAUCCACUGAGAAAGGGGUGCAGUCCGUGCUGUGAAGAUUCAUGCCAAAGGGUCCCUCUCAGCAUGACCGCAGUGGGUCUUAACAAGGGGGGGGAGACAGUCAGUGGGGACUUGACCAGACCGUUCACAAGCAGGGCUCCCACGGCUCGGCACACAGGAGGACUCUUGUGGCGAGAGCCAACUGCCAGGUGAGGGGAGAGUAGAGCAGCCAAGUGCCUCCGAGGGUUCUGCUCUUACGCAGGUAGAUCUGGGCCUCCCAUCUGAGGCUCUCUGACUCCUGCCGCACUGCCCGGCCAGUUACGACAGCCAGCUGCCAGGGCCAGCACCUCACUGAUUCCCGCUUCGUUGUGCCACUCUUGGUCAGUGUCACCACUGCCCACACGGUGGCAUUGUCCAUCACUCAGUUUCCUUGAGGGAAGGGGGGGCAGGGGGCAUUGGUGCCGAGGCACGGAGAUUGGAAGGCCCUGCCAGUCUCCAGGCAGACCCUGUAACAGGCACUCAGCAGACAAACACACUGUCCAAGCCCACAGCAAUGUGUUUCAGACCCAGGGUUUGGAUUUUGUCUGUGCACAUCCUGCUUGAAGCAUCCGUGGCCACUCUGAAAAUCCUUCCACUCUUGUCCAGUUAAAGAACUUAAUGCGCUUGAAACAAGAGAUCGGAUUUUUAGUGGGCAAGAUGAUUGAAGAAUAAAAUCAGGGUAAGAUUCAUGUUAAAAACAACAACAACAACCCACCAAAACUACUCGCUCCACAUAUUUAAAGUAAUGUAGGGUUUCAGUGGUCACUAAGCAACUAAGUCACAAGACGCUCAGGAAGACAAAUUAUUCUAAGUUGCUUCUCUAAAGAAUCUGAUAAACGAGCAAAAGAGAAGGUUAUAAGAAUAUGCUAAUCUCCCAGCUCCAGAGGGUAUUAUGGGAUAAAAUUAUAAUGAUUUCUCAAAUAACUUGCUUUGAUUAGUGAAAUGAUAAAUUCACACUUGUAUGAAUCAAACGACGCUGAUACUAGCACCACUGAACUUAUUAAUAAAAUAAAUUCUGUCUAGCAAUAGUUUUUAUGUUGAUGCGCACCCUCACUAACGCACAGUCUUAACAAUAAAGCCUUUCUAAGUUAA